GGACGUCAGUCGCCUCCCCCACGCGCGCGAUGGGCUCCGAGGCGGCGCAGCUGGUGGAGGCUGCGGACUUUGCGGCUCGCAAGCACCGACUGCAGCGGCGGAAGGACCCCGAAGGGACCCCCUACAUCAACCACCCUAUCGGUGUGGCUCGGAUCCUGACCCAUGAGGCGGGAAUCACUGACAUUGCGGUGUUACAGGCAGCCCUGCUCCAUGACACAGUGGAGGACACAGACACCAGCUUGGAUGAGGUGGAGCGGCACUUUGGGGCGCAAGUGCGGCGGCUGGUGGAGGAGGUGACAGAUGACAAGACUAUGCCCAAGCUGGAGAGAAAGCGGCUGCAGGUGGAGCGCGCACCCCACAGCAGCCCCGGGGCCAAACUGGUGAAGCUGGCAGACAAGCUGUACAACCUGAGGGACCUGAAUCGCUGCACCCCAGAGGGAUGGUCUGAACAUCGAGUCCAGGAAUACUUCGAGUGGGCAGCGCAAGUGGUGAAGGGGCUUCAGGGAACAAACCGACAGCUGGAAGAUGCUCUAAAGCAGCUGUUUAAGGAGCGGGGGCUGACGCUCUGAGCAGUCCUUGGAGCCAUCAGGGGCCCAAAUUCCAGCCUUGGCCGGGCCAGAAAGAUUUCCUGUUCCCGCCUUUCGGUGCCUCUCCAUCUCCCUCCCUGACUGGUUCAGCCCAGAUACAAGAGGCCAAGAGACACUUGCGUCUUCUCACUCUGAAGGUGUCCUGCCGACUCAGCUGAGCCCUGGAUUGUGGAAAAAAGAUCCUAAUGCCCUUACUGCCCUUUCUCCAGGCUUCGGUCUGUUUGCUAUUUUGUAUGAGCGAACUCUGGCCCCUCAGGGACUUGGGCUUCCAUAAACACUAGUUCAUAAGUCAUUAUGUAAAAAUAAAGCAUUCUGGGUAAAGCGUUAA
This is a messenger RNA of Neogale vison (American mink), 915 nucleotides long. RefSeq names its product HD domain containing 3 (gene HDDC3). NCBI's taxonomy places the organism in Eukaryota, Metazoa, Chordata, Mammalia, Carnivora, Mustelidae. The record is from RefSeq and is a predicted model, not a curated record. Bases 30 to 569 code for a protein of 179 amino acids. The transcript has 4 exons. Gene Ontology annotation, molecular function: guanosine-3',5'-bis(diphosphate) 3'-diphosphatase activity.